Messenger RNA from Syngnathus typhle (broad-nosed pipefish), 4743 nucleotides. It is a transcript of the gene socs6a, whose product is annotated as suppressor of cytokine signaling 6. Gene Ontology annotation, cellular component: phosphatidylinositol 3-kinase complex. Gene Ontology annotation, molecular function: 1-phosphatidylinositol-3-kinase regulator activity. The record is from RefSeq and is a predicted model, not a curated record. The coding region runs from base 422 to 2032 and encodes 536 amino acids. Lineage: Eukaryota; Metazoa; Chordata; Actinopteri; Syngnathiformes; Syngnathidae. Gene Ontology annotation, biological process: phosphatidylinositol phosphate biosynthetic process; regulation of growth; intracellular signal transduction. The transcript has 3 exons.
CUGCUUGCCGAGCUGCCUUAACUCAACUUAACAGGCAACAAAGGAAGAGGCCGGGAGCUCCUCAAGUGUGCUAACCUAGUCAGUCAGAAAGAAAGGUGUCACUUUAUUGUGUCGUAUUCCAGAUUAUAUCAUCGCACCUUUUUUUCCUAAAAUGUACCAAGCCCUGGACAUGUAUACGCUGAUCUUUUGCUGCGGAUUGGCAAGCAGAAUAACUGCAAGCAUCAAAUGAAAGGUGCUGGAUGUGGAAAUUGACCCAUUCAAUCAAGUCGAGUCACAUUUUCUCUGCGCAUAAUGAGUUUGUGGGCUCCGCUGUAUGCAUGACUUAUGUGCAACCUGAUGGGAGGAUACUGUGGCUAGUUCUUUCAUCAGGAUACGAGGAGAGACAUCUCAUGCCCCCCACCUUGGCGGAGGGCCAGUCAGAAUGAAGAAGAUCAGCCUUAAGACCAUUCGGAAGUCGCUGAGCAUAAAGGGCAAAGAGGACGGCGACUUUGUCAUGCUCCAGCAGGCUCCAGUGGCCACAGAGUUCUCCAAGGACGAGUCACUUUUCGGAGGCUGCUACACCAAAGACCUUUCCGUGUGCGACCUGGGUGGCGAGGAAGACAAAGGUGGGCAGAAUAAGAGCCGGUCAAAGAGCGAAGGCCUGAUGGGAUCGCUUAAGAGAAGGCUGUCGGCCAAGCAAAAGGCGAAGAGCAAAGCGGGGUCCUCUGCCAUCGGGUCGACGGAUGACGAGGACACCUUCUCCUCCUCUUCGGCGCCCAUCGGCUUCAACGAGGUUAAGGCCCAGCGACCUCUAAGGUCCGCGUCGCUCCGGAGUCACCACUACAGCCCUUCGCCUUGGCCUCUGCGGCUGGUCAACUCAGAUGACGCUUGCAUUAAGAUGGAGGUCAAAGUGAAAGCCAUGGUCCACUCUCCCAGCCCCAGCCCCAACUUGAACGGCAUCCGAAAGGAAUUCAGCGAUUUUCAGAUGAAUGGGCUCUUUCAGGACCAACCCGAAUCCUUCAAAAACCUCCAGCAGCCGCAAAACGGCGAGCUGCAUUUAAAUAUUGACGAUAGUGACGUGCCUGUGGUGCUGGGGUUGACGCCCCAAGACUACAUUCAGUACACGAUGCCUUUAGAUGAGGGAAUGUACCCCGAAGGGUCCCACUCCUUCUGCCUGGACAGCGCGUCUCCCAUGGAGGUGGCGGCAGAGGCGGACAACCGGUCCCCGCUGAUGGAUCCGGGACAGGAGGAGCACCAAAUGGUUGGCGGCUUGCCUCCAGAUCUCUUCAUGGAGACUUCCAUGAAUAGUCUUCUGAUGGCUUCCGCCGGCGUCCUGCUCCAAAAUUCCAGAGGCGAGGGCCCACCUCCCCUCUCUCCUCUCCUGCCUCCCAUGAGCAGCAACACUCGCUUUCCCAGGACGUUCUCCAGCUUUGGCUCCUCAGACAGCCAUGUCACCGAUCGAGUCCGGCAUCACCUUAACUUCGAUCCCAAUUCGGCUCCCGGAGUGAGUCGGGUGUACGACUCGGUCCAAAGCAGCGGGCCCAUAGUGGUGACCAGCCUGACGGAGGAGCUGAAGAAGCUGGCUAGGCAGGGCUGGUACUGGGGCCCCAUCACACGCUGGGAGGCGGAGGAGAAACUGGUCAACCUGGCCGACGGCUCCUUUCUGGUCCGAGACAGCUCGGACGACAGGUACCUGCUUAGCCUGAGCUUCAGGUCGCAGAGCAAAACUCUCCACACCCGCAUCGAACACUCCAACGGGCGCUUCAGCUUUUAUGAGCAGCCCGACGUGGAAGGACACACGUCCAUCGUGGACCUCAUCGAGCACUCCAUCAAAGACUCUGAGAAUGGCGCUUUUUGUUAUUCCAGGUCCCGCUUACCGGGCUCUGCGACCUACCCGGUCAGACUCACCAACCCCGUUUCUCGCUUUAUGCAAGUGCGCUCCCUGCAGUACCUUUGUCGCUUUGUCAUUCGACAAUACACCAGGAUAGACCUCAUCCAGAAACUGCCCUUACCUAACAAGAUGAAAGAUUACCUACAGGAGAAGCACUACUGACACACACAUACACACACACGCACACACACACACACACACACACACACACGAACACACGCCACGGGAGUCUUUUGCACUUUUUAUGUUCAGUCAAGGUCUACGCCAGUGGUUCCCAAAGUGGGCGGUACCGCCCCCCUGGGGGCGGUGGAAAGAUCUGGGGGGGCGGUGAGGAAGAAAGGGGCGGUAGGGGGGCGGCAGUCCGAAGUCAGAAGUUUGAACGUUUGUUUGACGAUUUGUACACAACACGUGCAGCAGGACGAGUCUCUGACUGCUAUCAAGUGCUGUGGAACAAGGUCAAGAUGUACUUUAUUGCCUUCCCAACAUCAUUUUUAGUAGAACGGGGCUUCAGUGCAGUCGCCUUGCUUCUUUCCAAGCAAAGAAACCGACUGAAAAUUACUGACCGCGGGGAUCUACGACUUCUUCUUAGUGAGUUCCAGCCGGAUGUUGAGAAGCUUAUGUCCCUGCACCAAGCAAUGAAGGUUACUGGUGGAAUGUUUAUUUACCAUUCUAUGUUGCUGAAACAGUUAAAACUGCUAGAAAAAUAAAUUGGUUUACUAAAUUGGGUUUUAUUUGUGAAAUACACAUUUGUGUUUAACCUUUCUCUUUUCAAAUUGCAGCAUACCAAAUAUCAAGAAAGAGGUGUUUGUUUCCAUAUGUGUCUGAGGGGGGAGGGGGCGCUAGGAAUUCACUGGGGAGCCAAGGGGGCGCCAGCCUGCAAAAGUUUGGGAACCAUUGGUCUACGCUAAUCCAUCCAGAUGAGCGCUGGAGGUCAACCACACACAAAGCAGUUAUCCCACUUGCGCAAUCAAACCCAAAAUUCAAAAUGAAAGGCUACUAGUACAUUGCUAUCAAAUGACCAUUUUUGGGCCUUCAAAAAAAAAACUGCAAAUCCUCUUAAGCCAGGGGUGAGCAAUUCCAGUCCUCGAGGGCCGGUGUCCUGCAUGUUUUCUAUGUCACCCUGUUGCAACACACCUGAUUCAAAUGGUCAGAUAAUUAGCAAGGUCUGCAGAAGCUGGAUAACAAUCCUGAUUAUUUGAAUCAGGUGUGUUGCAGCAGGGAGACCUAUAAAACAUGCAGGACCCUCGAGGACCGGAAUUGCCCACCCCUGUCUUAAGCUGAGUUCAUCGCAGUACACAUUUGGUGGAACCUGAGAAAGCACAAAGCGAACACGACUAGACUCAAGUGAUUCGACAAUUAAUUCCAAAAACAAAUGCCAUGUGAAUAUGAAAUCAUAUUUUUUUUAUGUAUAAAAUUUUGUGCGUGACGUGCAAGUAGCCACGGUUUACGGCUGCCCAAAAUUGCGACAUUAGGAAUAGUUUGGUCAUGAGCAUGGAGCUUUAAAUGGCUAUGUAGAGCCAUCCGAUAUUAUGCAAGUCUCACGGUACUGAUGAUGCUGGAUCUUUUUUUUUUCAUGUUGUGCCGUUGUGCAGCAUUGCGUUAAUCUUGUGCUCUACAAAUAAGAUGGACCUAUUAUGCUUAUUAAUGAUUUGAGAUACAAUGUUUGUAACAAUAUGAAGGGAUAUCAACUUCGAAUAUUUUUUGCAUCGAUAUUCCAUCAAAUAAUCGGAUACAAUUUUAUUUGCAUUAAUGUAUUAAUUUUCUUUCCCCCCGAAUACAGUUUAUUUACCAAGUAUGUGUUUAUUUGGGAUUAUUUAGUGAUUAAAGGAAUCAGAAUAUUUGGACAAUCCUUAAUGUCUUUAAACGAUUACUAGAUUCUUAAAAUACAAGGCGAUUUAUCGGUUUGUUGCCGAUUAACCGAUUCAUUUUCACACCGCUACAUGUAUGCUAAAUUAGUGUUUCUAUUCUUACUUUUCUUGACCAUUUUGGUUGUUAAAAAUCGAGUUGAGCAUAAUAGGUCCCUUUUUUAAAAUAUUUUUUGUGUCAGAAAUAGUAGACAGCAACUUGAGUGAAGAACUUUGCUGCUCUUUGGUUAUUUGCAUGUCGCAAAGGCUUCAACGGUUGACCUCAACAAUAAAAAGAUGUUACAUGAACCCAAUAAAACCUUGCUGCGGUUUAUAAAUUGUCCUCUAGAACCCUAAAAGCAGACCUGUCGUCACUUGCCCCGAAUCUGUACGUGAUGUCUCGGCUCAAAUACAGAAAAAUGGAAAAGCACAGACUUCAUUACGCAAGUGCUUUGAGACGGAUUCCCAGAGAGGGAAUUCUGAUGAUGUGACUUUUGACGUUAUUGUUCGACGAUAAUACGGCUUUGGUUUUUAUGUAGCUGGAAACGUUCAAUGUCGGAGAAAUUAGGACCUCGGUGUAAUGGUGUUGCAUGUUAAAGGUCGGAGUCGGACCAGGGAUGUUUGCUUUCUAUCAAACACGAGUCGGAUGUUGUUUUGUAGUUUUAUUUUUGCCAUCUUGGGGGAAUUAUGCUACACAAAAAGGAAUGUGCGCUCAUUUGGAGUAAAAUUAACAAACUAGUACAUUGAAGAAUUCUUUUGCACUUGGAUAUUUUUUUUGUUGUUGUUACAGUCUGCCAAGAAUCGUUUGUAUGCGUUUGCUUCACUAGAUUCUGUUUUUAGUUUGGUGUCAUGUGCGGAACAUGAAAGCAACGACAUUCUGUCCAGAUAGGCUGAUCAUGACUGUGGAUGUAUUUUCUUUUAUUGAAAUGUGAACGACAGAUGCUUUUGAUACAGUGUUUGUUUCUGUUUUUGAUUUACAAUUUAUUGAUGAGCGGGAAGUGUUCUUACUAUGCCCCCCCCCCUCCCAAA